Messenger RNA from Schistocerca piceifrons (Central American locust), 1449 nucleotides. RefSeq names its product chitinase-like protein Idgf4. Gene Ontology annotation, biological process: chitin catabolic process; carbohydrate metabolic process. Gene Ontology annotation, cellular component: extracellular region. The record is from RefSeq and is a predicted model, not a curated record. Lineage: Eukaryota; Metazoa; Arthropoda; Insecta; Orthoptera; Acrididae. Gene Ontology annotation, molecular function: chitin binding. The coding region runs from base 32 to 1345 and encodes 437 amino acids. The transcript has 6 exons.
CAACACAUCGCACAGUGUGGUAUUCCCCGCCAUGGCGAAGACCCUGCUGCUUCUGGUGGCUGUGGCCACGUUCUGGUCCGCCGCCCACGCCGUCGUCGCCUCCAACCGCCGCAUCGUCUGUUACUUCGAUGGUGCUGCCCUCAGACGACCAGAUCCGAAGCGUAUGCUCGUGUCGGAGAUAGAGCCCAGCCUGACCUACUGCACGCACCUCAUCUACGGCUACGCCACCAUCGACACGGACAGUUACAAGGCGGUGCCGCGAUACCAGGACGACACCUCCAAGUACACCAGUGUGGUGGCGCUCAAGGAGCGCUUCCCAUCGCUGAAGGUGCUUCUGUCCAUCGGUGGUGGAGGCGCCGAUGCAGACCAGCGGAAGAAGUACUUUGAGCUGCUUGAAAAUGAUGAACACAGACGAACAUUCGUGGACUCAGUAAAAGAACUUCUUCAACAAAACAGAUUUGAUGGCAUUGAUAUAGCUUGGGAAUUCCCCUUCAGCAAGGAAAAGAAGGACCGAGGUGCACUUGGAAAUGUUUGGCAUGGUGUCAAGAAAGUAUUAGGCUAUGCUCACAGUCAUAGAGAUGAGAAUCCAGAUGAACAUCGCAGGCAAUUUUCAGCUUUAAUUCGUGAACUGAAAUCAUCUCUAAAAACUCAAAAUGCAUUGCUGACUCUGAGUGUAAUACCCUACAUCAAUCAUAGUCUGUACUACGACUGCGCAGCUCUCUCGCCAGAAAUCGACCAACUACACCUACUGGCUUACGACUACCACAGCCCAACGCGUACCCCAAAGAAGGCCGACUACCCUGCGCCGCUUUAUCGAGCUGGGGAACGUAGCGCAGACCUCACAGUCGACGGUAAUGUGAGGUGGUUCCUGGAGAAAGGGUUCCCCUCCAGGAAGAUCAUCCUCGGCAUACCAACGUUCGCCCGCACUUGGAAACUGACGAAAGAUAGCAGAAUCACGGGCGUUCCACCGAUUGACGCCGACGGUCCUGGAGUCGCUGGCAGCAUAGCCAACAUUUCCGGACUUCUCGCCUACCAGGUGGUCUGCACGCUGCUGCCAAACGACGCCAACGCUGCCUACAGAACAACACUGCGCCGCGUCACGGAUCCGACGGACCGCCUGGGUUCCUACGGCUUCCGGUUGCCUACCAGAGAAGUCUCCGGCCUCUGGGUCGGCUACGAGAACCAGCACUCUGCCGAGUACAAGGCGGCCUACGCCAGGAAGAAAAGUCUGGGCGGCAUCGCGUUCUCCGAUCUGUCCCUUGACGAUUACAACGGCGUGUGCACCGGUGAAAAGUUCCCCAUUGUGCGUGCCGGGACACUAAAACUUCUCUCCACUAGCGUGUAAAUAAGUGUGUUGUGUACAGUAUUUCUUCGCGCUAAAGAUUAAAAUUGUAAAAUAACUGAUAUAUAUGUGUAUCAAUAAAACACAAAACUCUGUUGUAAUCCCGA